CGCUGUCUCCGUCGAAACGUAACUUUUUGUACAAGUUUGCUGGCGGUAAAUUCGUAAAAUGGAUCGAAGGACGAGACAAAAUCUGUUUUAUUUUGACGGAAAUGCAGACGUAACAUUGCUGGAAAUUCAAGCCUUGCAAGCAGCAGCAAGUUCAAUACUUGAUGCAAACAAGCACUACUCAGAGAUGCUCAUCCUGGGUGCCAACACACUACAAACAUUUCUGACAUCAGAUCCAAUGUAUGAAACAACUGGCCGCAACUCAUCACCCGGAAUGGAACGGUUAAUAGACAUAAUGAUAAGAAUCGCAAAUUUCCACCAGGAAGUUUGGACUGAAGUGGAUGGGCUGAGGCCGAUGGAGAAGGAGGUUCUACUAUAUGAGGAGCUGAAGAGAAAGUCCAAUGAGCGCUGGAAACAACACCAUAACCUAGAGCUCACCACAGAGAAUGCGAUGAAGGCUUAUCUCACAAGUCUCCAAAAAUGGCUGGAUCUACAUGACAAUUCCAAGAAAAAUAAAUAUGUGAAUUUUGAUGAGAGACUUGCAACCAUUACUGGGAAAACUGAUGUAGCUUUGACCAAAUAUCAAUCUUUUUACAAUAAAGAGUCUAAACACAGGGAUGUUCUGGCACAAGACACAGAAGAAUUGAAAUCUGACUUCAUGAAACAGGAGACAGCAAACUUGGAGUUAAUGUUUGACAUUCUCAGUGACCUGUUGAUGAAGAUGGAGAAGGUUGCACCUCAGGCACUAGAUGACCUGCUGUUCCUGAAUUUUGGGCCAGAGGAACCAGACAUUGACAUGAUGGCAGCGGAAGGAUGGGGAGCUCAUCUACAAGAAUAUGCAUUCCAGAAAUAUCAGGGACCUGAAGGAACAGAUCCAAGGUGUCCUCAGCCAAUUCUGAAGGAAGGAGACUUCAGGAAAAAUAAGCCAUGUCCUACAAAUAUAUUCUGCGUUGUAUCUGAUGCAGAGGAAUCUGACAUAGAUGAUCAACCUGGAGCUGCAGGACCCCUGAAUUCUAAAAUGAAAUCCAAAACUAAGGAUGCUGGGAGCAAAUAUGAAAGUCCGAAAUAUAUGAUGCCAAAACGCUCAGCUCGCACCACACCUGUCACCUCAAGUGAAAAUCUGACAGCGGAGCCAGUUAUCCAGCAACCCAUUGGGCCCCGCUUAGAACAACUAGACUCUGAUGACACAUAUUCUGAUGAAUCCUCAAAGAAAUAUGGAAAAGCGGAAGAUAAAGAUUCAAAGAAAAUGAAGAGUAAUAUCUUCAAAGAUGCUCCACUUAAGGAAAAGAGGGGUUUUGGUGCAAACAAAUCCAGUCAGAAUGAAAGCAGCGCACAAGGAAACAGUGCGUUUACAUCCCCUGAAAUAGGACAUUCUGAUGUCAGCAUGGAUAAUGUCAUGCAGGUGUUCUUAGAAUCCUGCAAAUUUUCCCCGGUUCCAGAUGAAGACAAGGCUACCAAUGGCAACAUGACAGCCAAUGAUAAGGGAUCUGCCUCAGGAUCCAAGAGUCAGAGCCGUAUUCCAAUCAGCAAAUCUCGAAGACAGCAAGCUACAGACAACAAAAAAGAUCAUGAUAAAUCGCAAACAAAAAAAUCAAAGCCGAUGACAACUUGUCAUUUAAAGACACGACAAGUGUCACAGAUCAAAACAAGGACAGCUCCUGUUCUAAAGGAAAGGAUAGAGAUUGUACAGGCGCCAAGGCACAACAAAAGGAUGGAUCUGUUUCCAAGGAACAAGACAGUGCAACAUCUGCAUCCAUUGAUAAAGAUACCCUUAGCUCAAAACUGAAGAAAAAUAGUUUCUUCUCGAAAAUCCCCACAGGAGUGACCAAUCACUGGCAGCUAGAAAGGACUCCAAUAAAGAAACUGAAGUAAAGCAGACCAGCAAAGAUAGCAGUGGAUGUCAAGAGAAAGAGAAAUUACAAGUACAAUUUUCAGAGGAUUCUGUUGAGGAAAUAAAGCUGAGCAGGUCUUUUAGAGUUGGCAAUAAGAAAAAACAUCCC
Messenger RNA from Haliotis rubra (blacklip abalone), 1997 nucleotides. RefSeq lists its product as uncharacterized. NCBI's taxonomy places the organism in Eukaryota, Metazoa, Mollusca, Gastropoda, Lepetellida, Haliotidae. The record is from RefSeq and is a predicted model, not a curated record. The transcript has 9 exons. The coding region runs from base 59 to 1783 and encodes 574 amino acids.